Messenger RNA from Chironomus riparius, 1009 nucleotides. The record is from the annotation of a GenBank genome assembly. NCBI's taxonomy places the organism in Eukaryota, Metazoa, Arthropoda, Insecta, Diptera, Chironomidae.
AGUAUAUUUGCAUCGUUUGAACAAGCUGCUGAUUUUUUUUAAAGCUAGUUGCUGCUUCUUAUUUCGUGAAAUUUUGAAAUUCAAGGCACUAUAACAAUAACAUUCACACUUUUAAGCAGUAAAUCUGUUAUGGAUGUUCAUAAAAUUGUGAUAGUUGGGUCGGGGUCUACUGGCAAGUCUAGCCUUUAUCAUCGAUAUUCGUCUGGAUCUUUUGAGAAUACACAGAAAGGAGACACUGACUUCAAGAUAUUCGAAACAAUUCUAGAUGGCAAUUUUCUUUCAUUUGGUUUGCUAGUUCCACCGGGACAGAAAGAUUUCGAGAAACUAAGAUCAUUCGCUUACUAUAAUGUAACAGCACUAAUUCUAUGUUAUAGUGUAGUUGAUAAAAAUUCAUUUGAAAACAUAAGUCAUUAUUGGAUAAAUGAAAUUCAAAAGGAUCUGGGAUCAUUAGUGCCUAUUGUAUUGGUUGCCACAAAAAUUGAUUUAAAGAACACCGAAAACUCUAAAUCUGUGAUUACCACAGCUCAAGGCGAGCAAUUAGCUAAAAAGAUUAAAGCAAGUAAUUUUAUUGAAUGUUCUGCUAAAGAAAACAUCGGAAUUAAAGAUGUCAUCGAAGGAGCCUUAAGAGCCUCGGAUGAAAGCUUGAAACUAAGCAUGUGUGAUGAAAAGAACAGGCGAUUCUCUUGUCGACCGUCUUAAAGGAGCUGAUUUGUGAUAAUUAAGUAAAAUUAAAGGUUGUGUCAUAUUUUGAAAUUUAGAGGUACUCAGGAGGGACUUUUGUAGCUUUGUAGGUUAGAAUUUGAUCAAAUUGUUAUGAAUUUUUGUACCUGGAGUCAUUUGAAGUGUCAAUUAAAUCUGUGCAUUGCAUGUGAGCCAAAUAAAACUACAAUACAAAAGCCCCUUCUUCCUGAAGACUAAGACAUAUUAUCUAAUUAUAUUCAGUUUUCUUUAAGAACAUUAACUUUUGAAACUAUUCAAUUUUAUAUCUAAUAAAACAUUUGAUUACCAA